CAAUGACUGAAGCUACUGUAAUCACUCACCCACUCGUACGUGAUGGAUGGUUCGUAGAGGCCAACCCUCAGUGGCCUGGUCAGGGAAUGUCUCUGCAGGUGUCACGCAUCCUCCACCAUGAACAGUCCAAGUUCCAGGACGUACUCGUGUUCGAGUCCACCACUUACGGCAACGUCCUCGUCCUCGAUGGUGUCAUCCAGUGCACUGAGCGAGACGAGUUCUCCUACCAGGAGAUGAUCGCCCACCUGCCCCUCGCCUCCCACCCAGACCCCAAGCGGGUCCUUGUCAUUGGUGGAGGUGAUGGUGGUGUGCUGCGAGAAGUCGUUAAGCACCCCUCUGUCGAGGAGGUCAUCCUCUGUGACAUCGACGAGGCCGUGCCCCGUGUCUCGAGCAAGUACCUCCCCAAGAUGGCUGCUGGUCUCACCCACACCAAGGUAAAGGUCAUCAUCGGCGAUGGAUUUGCAUUCCUCAAGGAGGAGGCCAACAAGGCCGCAUUCGACUGCAUCAUCACCGACUCGUCCGACCCAGUUGGACCUGCAGAGGCCCUCUUCCAGCCCCCCUUCUUCAAGCUGCUCAAGGAGGCUCUCAAGCCCGGAGGACACAUCUCCACUCAGGCCGAGUGCCUCUGGCUCCACCUGCCAUUGAUCUCUGAGCUUCGCAAGAGCGUCAACGAGCUUUUCCCCGUUGCCGACUACGCUUUCACAACCAUCCCCACUUACCCUUGUGGUCAGAUCGGCUUCGUUGUCUGCUCCCUCGAGCCUCAGCGCAACGUGCGACAGGCGCUCAGGGAGAUUCCCGGCUGCCGAUACUGGUCGCCCAAGGUGCACACCAGCGCUUUCACCCUGCCAGAGUUCGCACGAAAGGUCAUUGAGGACGGUGCUCCAGCUCCCGGCCCAGUCGUCGCGACUGGUGAGGGCGAGGGUACUGCCACCAAGAGGGCAGCCAAGAAGAUCCUUCUCCUCGGCAGCGGAUACGUCGCUCGACCCUUCGCAGAGUACGUCACCCGAUACUCGGAGUUCAGCCUGACUGUCGCAUCUUCCAAGAUUGAGAACGCAGAGAAGCUCAGCGCCGGCUUGCCCCGGACCACUGCUGCCUCUGUCGAUGUCAACAACACCUCAUCGCUCGAGUCUGCCAUUGCUGCUCACGACGUCGUGAUCAGUCUCAUCCCUUACACCUACCACGCCGAUGUGAUCAAGGCUGCUUGCAAGAGCAAGACCAACGUCGUCACCACCUCGUACGUCUCCGACGCCAUCCGUGAGCUGGAGCCAGAGAUCAAGAAGGCCGGUAUCACCGUCAUGAACGAGAUUGGUCUGGACCCCGGACUUGACCACCUCUACGCUGUCAAGGCCAUCGACGACAUCCACAAGCAGGGCGGACAGAUCAAGUCCUUCCUGUCCUACUGUGGUGGUCUGCCCGCCCCCGAGGCCGCCACGAACCCGCUUGGAUACAAGUUCUCCUGGUCCUCGCGUGGUGUGCUGCUGGCUUUGAGGAACACUGCCAAGUUCUGGCAGGCACCGCACAAGGAGGCGCAAGUCGUCUCCGGUCUGGACCUGAUGGCUUCGGCUCAGCCCUUCAAGACGGGUAACCCAGCCUUCAACUUUGUCGCUUACCCCAACCGAGACUCGACGCCCUUCCGGGAGUGGUACAACAUUCCCGAGGCAGAGACCUGCAUCCGCGGCACACUGCGCUACGGUGGUUUCCCCGAGUUUGUCCUCGCACUCGUCAAGCUGGGUUUCCUGGAUGACUCGGACUCUGCGCAAGAGUGGCUCAAGGCCUCGUCGGGCUUCACCUGGCCCCAAGUGGUAGCCAAGAUGCUCGGCGCUCCUUCGUCCGACUCGAGCGCCGUGCUGAGCGCUAUCCAGAGCAAGGUGACCUUCAAGGACGAGCAGCAAAAGGCUACUCUCCUGCAGGGUUUCCGUUGGCUAGGCUUCUUCGACUCUUCUGCCAAGGUCACUGUCCGCGGUACACCUUCUCAGAAUAAGGCUGGCUACGGUAACCCCCUUGACACACUCUGUGCCACUCUGGAGGAGAAGUGUGCCUAUGAGCGUGGAGAGAGGGACAUGGUCAUGCUUCAACACCGCUUCGAAGUCGUCUUCCCCACUACUCCCAAGGGAGAGACACAGACGCUCACUUCGACCUUGUUGGACUAUGGACAUCCAGCUGGUCACUCGUCGAUGGCUAGACUGGUGGGUGUGCCUUGUGGUGUCGCCACGAGACUUCUGCUGGAGGGACACCCAGGACUCAAUGUCCCCGGUGGAGGAAUCCUGGCGCCUUAUACCGAGGCGGUUUGCAAGCCUCUGAGGGAAGAGCUGGUCAAGGAGGGAAUUGCACUCAAGGAGGAGUGGAUCUAGAUGCUAGACGGCAGAAAGAUGUGUACAGAGAAGAUGCCUUGUGCGCUGCGUUUCGUAGGAUGCAAUUAGAUUUGUUCCUUCGUUCUAAUGACAGUGAUGGUGAC
This is a messenger RNA of Microstroma glucosiphilum, 2455 nucleotides long. Its product is annotated as putative chimeric spermidine synthase/saccharopine reductase. Gene Ontology annotation, molecular function: saccharopine dehydrogenase activity. Lineage: Eukaryota; Fungi; Basidiomycota; Exobasidiomycetes; Microstromatales; Microstromataceae. The record is from RefSeq and is a predicted model, not a curated record. The annotation marks the transcript as partial. Gene Ontology annotation, cellular component: cytoplasm. The transcript is spliced from 2 exons.